AUGAGCUCACGGCGCCUUACUUCUUUCUCAUCGAGUGCUGCUGCGACCGCGCGCAAGCCGACGGCGUCUCGUUUCGCCCAUGCUCGGAUACCCCUUACUGUCGACGCCAAUAUCAAUGCGACCGCCACUUCUCUUACUUCCAUCCCCGCGCGCUCCUUGUUUACCUCGUCACCUCAGUAUCUUCCCAGAGUGAAGAAGCUGGAUCGAAUGCUCAAGGAGGGUGAGGAACAGGAGGGCGAGGAACACGAGGUCGAAAACGAGCAAGAACAUCGCAAGGAACCAGAAGAGUCGGAAGCCAAGGCCGAGUCUUCCAGCUCCUCCUCCUCUUCGGGCGCCAAAUCUGUUACAGGCGGUGCACCAGCUUCUGGCUCUGGUGCAAGUGGUUCUGGCUCGGGCUCGGGUUCAGGCUCAGGCUCUGGCUCCAACUCCAUCGCUCGCUCUACGGUGCCAUCGGUCUAUCCCCAAGUUCUUGCCCUUCCUAUCACUCGACGUCCACUCUUUCCCGGAUUCUACAAGGCGGUUGUCAUCAAGAACCAGGCCGUCUGCGCUGCGAUCAAAGAGUCGCUUAAGCGUGGCCAGCCUUACAUUGGCGCCUUCUUGCUAAAGGACGAGGAGGAAGAUGCCGACGUUAUCACCGAUCUCAGUAAAGUCCACAAGGUUGGUGUCUUUGCUCAGGUCACCAGCCUCUUCCCCGUUCAGGGCAGCGGCCAGACCGGCGGAGGUAAGAAGGGUAAAGACGGCGAGGACAAGUCCGACGAAGAAGAGGGCAUCACCGCUGUCCUCUAUCCACACCGUCGCAUUUGCAUCGACGAACUCAUCACCCCCACUGGUCAGACCAUCCCGUCGCCACCACCGGGCAGCGAAGGCGCCGGCCCUGCCAACCCUAUCAGUGACGAGGCAGCCAAUGAAGCCGUCAAGGCUGCUUCCAUCGCCAAGGUGCACGAGAUCCAGCAAGAGGCACGAGACGACGGCGUCUUGCCCGAAGUAAACGACGCUUCCGCCGCCAAUCUCCAGCAAAACGCACCUCCCUCAGCGCCCACAGCUGUCGAUGGACAGCCUGAAGCUGAAAGCGAAACCGCACCCGCCGACGGGCAAGAUAUGCCAUCGCAUUCGGCGCCGUUCCAGACCUCGUUCCUCCAGGACUACGCCGUCUCGCUCGUCAACGUCACCAACCUGGCUCCCGCCCCUUACGACAAGCGCAACGACCAGUACAUUCGUGCCGUCAUGUCCGAACUCAUCAGCGUCUUCAAGGACAUUGCACAGCUCAACCCGCUCUUCCGCGACCAGAUCGCCAACUUUUCCAUUUCGCAGGGCGCAGGCAACGUCUUUGAGGAGCCCGAGAAGCUCGCCGACUUUGCUGCUGCCGUCUCCACCGGCGAGGUCGGUGAGCUGCAAGCCGUUCUCGAGGCUCUCGACAUCCGCGAGCGUCUCCAGAAGGCGCUGGUGGUGCUCAAGAAGGAGCUCAUGAACGCACAACUUCAGAGCAAGAUCAGCAAGGACGUCGAGUCCAAGAUCCAGAAGCGUCAGCGCGAGUACUACCUCAUGGAGCAGCUCAAGGGCAUCAAGAAGGAGCUCGGCAUCGAGAGCGAUGGCAAGGACAAGAUGGUCGAAAAGUUCCGCGAGAAGGCCGGCGAGCUCAACAUGCCGGAAGCCGUUCGCAAGGUGUUUGACGAGGAGCUCAACAAGCUCCAGACGCUCGAGCCUGCCGCCAGCGAGUUCAACGUUACUCGCGGCUACCUCGAUUGGCUCACCAAUAUUCCCUGGGGCGUCCAUUCGCCCGAAAACUACUCGAUUUCCAACGCUACCGGCGUCCUCGACGAAGACCACUACGGUCUUUCGGAUGUCAAGGACCGUAUCCUCGAGUUCCUCGCCGUCGGCAAGCUCAAGGGCACCGUCGAGGGAAAGAUUAUCUGCUUGGUUGGUCCGCCCGGUGUCGGUAAGACGUCGAUUGGCAAGUCGAUUGCACGCGCUGUCGAGCGCCAGUUCUUCCGCUUCAGUGUCGGAGGUCUCAGCGAUGUUGCCGAGAUCAAGGGUCACCGAAGGACCUACGUCGGCGCUAUGCCAGGCAAGGCCAUCCAGGCACUUAAGAAGGUCGGCACCGAAAAUCCGCUUAUUCUUAUCGAUGAAGUCGACAAGAUCGGACGAGGUCACAAUGGCGACCCGUCGUCGGCUCUGCUCGAGAUGCUCGACCCGGAGCAGAACGGCUCCUUCUUGGAUCACUACAUGGAUGUUCCCGUCGACCUUUCGCGCGUCCUGUUCGUCUGCACCGCCAACACACUCGAGACCAUCCCGCAGCCGCUACUCGACCGAAUGGAGGUGAUGGAAGUUUCGUCGUACACCGCCGACGAGAAGCGACACAUUGCUCGAGGCUACUUGGCUCCCCAGGCCAAGGAAGCUUCGGGUCUGCAGGAUGCCAACAUCGAGCUUCCAGAUGAGACGAUCGAUUUCCUGAUCAAGCAUCACGCGCGCGAGAGCGGUGUCCGAGGUCUUCGCAAGCUACUCGAGAAGGUCUACCGAAAGAUCGCUUUCGAGAUCGUUAAGCAGCACGGCGAGUCAGUGUUUCCCGAGCCUCAGGAGGGUGAAUUGGCGAGCGCCAAGACGGAAGCCGCAUCCGCUGUCUCGGCGGGCGCUGCUGACAGCUCUACUCAGUCGGUGACUCCACCGGCUGUGGAUGGUCAGCAGCCAGCAGAAAGCAAAGAGACGCCAUCGCCCUUCACAGAGCCCUCUGCUUCGUCGAGCCAGGCCGAGACCUCACCUGACAGCCAGCCCAAGCAGGACGGCAAGGUGCUGGGCAAGGAAGCCGCGCCGCCCGAGGCACCUGCCAAGGUGACGACCGAGAAGCGUCAACCCAUGGCUGUGCCUAAGGAUGUCAAGGUGGUUAUUACCAUCGACAGCUUGCGCAAGUAUCUUGGACCUCCCGUGUAUCACAAGGACCGUUUGUACACGAGCGCCAUGCCCGCAGGUGUGUCGACGGGUCUUGGGUACUUGGGGAACGGCUCCGGCUCGCUGAUGCCCAUCGAGACGACCAUCAUGCCGGGCAAGGGAGGCUUGCAGUUGACAGGUAAGCUCGGUGACGUGAUCAAGGAAUCGGCUUCGAUCGCACUAUCGUGGAUGAAGACGAAUGCGUUUGAGCUCGGCAUCGUUAAGGAUGCCAAGGACCAGCUGCUGGAGAACAAGGAUGUGCACUUGCACAUGCCCGAGGGUGCCAUCGGUAAAGAGGGUCCUUCGGCUGGUGUCGCGUUCACCGUCUCUCUCACUUCGCUGCUGACCAACCGAUCCGUAGCACCGACGCUGGCCAUGACGGGUGAAGUAUCGCUCCGUGGAAUGGUGCUGCCCGUGGGCGGGUUGAAGGAGAAGCUGCUGGCUGCGCACCGAGCUGGUAUCACCAAAGUGAUCCUGCCCGCGCAGAACCAGCCCAACGUCGAGGCGGAUGUACCCAAGGCCGUGCUCGACGACCUCGAGGUGCACUAUGUGAACAACGUAUGGAGCGCUCUCAACCAUGCAUUUGGAGAAGGGCCCUGGUCGACGAGAGCGAAGGAGAUGGAGGAGCUGGAACGUCAGGAGUCGAUUGUGCCGCCGGCCAUUCCGAAGAAGACGUUCAAGGAGGAUGAUGGGGCUAGCCAGGAUCAGCCGGUAAAUUAG
Molecule: messenger RNA, 3642 nt
Organism: Sporisorium graminicola
Lineage: Eukaryota; Fungi; Basidiomycota; Ustilaginomycetes; Ustilaginales; Ustilaginaceae
Exons: 1
Coding region: 1-3642 (1213 amino acids)
Biological process (GO): protein catabolic process; protein quality control for misfolded or incompletely synthesized proteins; chaperone-mediated protein complex assembly
Cellular component (GO): mitochondrial matrix
Molecular function (GO): ATP hydrolysis activity; ATP-dependent peptidase activity; ATP binding
Source: RefSeq, a predicted model, not a curated record